AGUCUCUCUUUUGCAGUGAAGUUCAAAUCGUUAUAUAUAGAAACCACAGAACUAAAAAACAAUACAACGAACUGGAAACAAAAUCUUCUCCUCUUUGCUUCUAAAACCCCCCAACCAAACACCACCUCCACCACCACCACAUUAAUCACGUCUCCUCUCUUUUAACCGCCGCUACCUCUUAGCCAGCGUAACGCAUGCAACCUCGACCUCACCAUCCUCCACGCCGUUAUCCUCACUUUCUUUAAGAAUCUUUAAAAUCACUUCUCUAGCUGCUAAAAUCAAAAUGUCACGCGUUGUAGCAGAAGAUUACUCACCUAGUCGAGAUUCUGGUACGAUGCCAUUUUACACCCAAUCCAUCUCCAUGGAUUUCACUAAUCACCACCCCCAGCCACCUUUCUCCUCCACCGCAACGUCGCCGACGCUGGGUCAGUUACUAAAAAACGUCGGUGACCUCCGCCGUGAAGCCACCGGAAAUGGCAGCGAGACCCCGGUGCACCAAGUCCUCGAGCUUGGAAGCACGAAUCUUGAGGUUCCGCGAUCGAUUCCAUUUGUUCUUUCUUUCAACAACCUCAAAUACAGCGUCAAGGUUCGCCGGAAGUUUAGACUUCGGUCAAUUCUCCCCAGCCGGAAUAUCCACCGCACCGGCGCUACCACAGAUAGCGAUCCAGUCGGAGGUGAAAGCCUCUCCACCACCACUAAGACUCUCUUGAACGACAUCUCAGGCGAGGCACGUGAUGGCGAGAUUCUGGCCGUUCUCGGCGCGAGUGGAUCCGGAAAGUCAACACUCAUUGACGCACUUGCGAACCGAAUCGCUAAAGGAAGCUUGAAAGGCACAAAGACGCUAAACGGCGAAGUUUUGGAGUCUAGAAUGUUGAAGGUGAUAUCAGCUUACGUCAUGCAAGACGAUUUGCUAUUUCCAAUGCUAACAGUGGAAGAAACUCUAAUGUUUGCGGCUGAGUUUCGGUUGCCGAGGAGUUUGUCAAAUUCCAAAAAGCGGUUGCGCGUGCAAGCCUUAAUUGAACAAUUAGGGCUUAAAAACGCGGCAAAAACCGUAAUUGGUGAUGAAGGGCAUAGAGGUGUAAGUGGAGGUGAACGACGUCGUGUAUCGAUUGGGAUUGAUAUAAUUCACGAUCCGAUCAUUCUUUUUCUUGAUGAGCCCACGUCCGGUUUGGAUUCAACAAGUGCGUUCAUGGUUGUGAAAGUUUUGCAAAGGAUAGCACAGAGUGGAAGUAUUGUGAUUAUGUCAGUGCACCAGCCAAGUUAUCGAAUUCUUGGGUUAUUAGACCGGUUGAUAUUUUUGUCGCGUGGACAAACUGUUUAUAGUGGUUCACCGAUGAGUUUACCGGUUUAUUUCUCGGACUUUGGGCAUCCAAUACCGGACAGCGAGAACCGGACGGAGUAUGCCUUGGAUUUGAUCAGAGAACUUGAAGGGUCACCAGGAGGGACUAAGAGUUUGGUGGAGUUUAACAAAUCAUGGCAUGAUUUAAAGCUUUCAAGAAAUGGAAGGGGUGAACCGGACGGGGGUGGUUUGUCACUUAAAGAAGCUAUCAGUGCUGCCAUUUCUAAAGGGAAGUUGGUGUCUGGUGCUACUAAUAAUGAUGCUAUAAGUCCCAAUUCAAUGGUGCCAACUUUUGCAAAUCCGGUUUGGAAGGAAAUGGCAGUGUUGUCAAGAAGAUCGUUUAUGAAUUCAAGAAGGGUUCCGGAAUUGUUUGGGGUCCGAUUGGGUGCUGUCGUGGUUACUGGGUUUAUUUUAGCUACAGUGUUUUGGCAGCUUGAUAGUUCACCAAAAGGAGUGCAGGAGCGAUUAGGGUUUUUCGCUUUUGCCAUGUCAACAACUUUCUACACUUGUGCUGAUGCCCUUCCAGUUUUUCUUCAAGAAAGGUAUAUUUUCAUGAGAGAAACGGCUUAUAAUGCUUAUAGAAGAUCAUCUUAUGUGUUAUCUCAUGGACUUGUUGUGCUGCCAUCGUUGAUUUUCUUGUCAUUUGCGUUUGCUGCGACAACGUUUUGGGCUGUUGGGCUAGAUGGUGGUUUUUCAGGGUUCUUGUUUUACUUCUUGAUAAUCUUCGCUUCAUUUUGGGCUGGGAGUUCGUUUGUGACAUUUCUAUCCGGUGUGGUGCCUCAUGUCAUGCUUGGUUAUAUCAUAGUUGUGGCUAUUUUGGCAUAUUUCCUCCUUUUUAGUGGGUUCUUUAUCAAUCGUGAUCGAAUCCCUUCUUACUGGAUAUGGUUUCACUACUUGUCGCUGGUGAAAUACCCUUAUGAAGCUGUUUUGCAAAACGAGUUUCAAGAUGCAACCAAGUGUUUCGUAAGGGGUGUCCAGAUUUUUGACCAAAGUCCACUCGGGGAAGCACCCACAUCAUUGAAACUUAAAUUGCUCGAAUCCAUGAGCAAUACACUGGGGAUGAAGAUCACUAGCUCCACAUGCUUGACUACAGGGGCAGACGUGUUGCAGCAGCAAGAUAUUACAGGUUUGAGCAAGUGGAAUUGCCUGUGGGUCACUGUGGCUUGGGGGUUCUUGUUUAGGAUUCUCUUUUACGUCUCUUUGUUGUUGGGGAGCAAGAACAAGAGGAGGUGAUGAUGAGGGUAAUAAAUUAGAUGGUCGGCCGGUGGUUAAUUUGUUUGGCGGGAGGAUGAUAUACUGUGUAGGAAUUACUUUACCGUUGGCUUUAGUUGAGUUGCAGGCUUGAUCUGGUGUUAAACUGUUAAUAUAAACAGUUCAAUAAUGUUCAUUUAGAUAAUAAUAGUAAAAAAAAAAACAGUAUUUUUUGUA
Molecule: messenger RNA, 2767 nt
Organism: Populus trichocarpa (black cottonwood)
Lineage: Eukaryota; Viridiplantae; Streptophyta; Magnoliopsida; Malpighiales; Salicaceae
Product: ABC transporter G family member 6
Exons: 1
Coding region: 284-2572 (762 amino acids)
Cellular component (GO): membrane
Molecular function (GO): ABC-type transporter activity; ATP binding; ATP hydrolysis activity
Source: RefSeq, a predicted model, not a curated record